UUUAUCUUUCCUCACAAAAAUAUAGUUUUCCAAGGAGAACCCAGGCCGUGCUGUUUUACCCCAGGUCAAAGUAAAAGAAACUGAAGAUGUGACUGAAGAGGCAGUGACAAAUACAGUAAGAAGGGGUAUAAGUUACCAUUCAACACUUCAAGCCCAUGAUGGACAUUGGCCCGGGGACUAUGGAGGUCCUAUGUUUCUACUUCCUGGCCUGGUGAUUACUUUGACUAUCACUGGGGCAUUAAAUGCAGUUUUAUCAGAUGAGCAUAAGAAGGAGAUCUGUCGAUACCUUUACAAUCAUCAGAACAAAGAUGGUGGGUGGGGAUUGCACAUCGAGGGCCCGAGUACUAUGUUUGGUAGUGUCUUGACUUAUGUUACUUUAAGGUUGCUUGGUGAAGGAGCUAAAGAUGGACAAGGAGCCAUGCAGAGUGGGCGUAGAUGGAUUCUGGACCAUGGUGGUGCUACUGCAAUUACGUCGUGGGGGAAAAUGUGGUUAUCAGUACUUGGAGCAUUUGAAUGGUCUGGCAACAAUCCCCUGCCCCCUGAGAUAUGGCUUCUUCCAUACAUGCUCCCUAUCCAUCCAGGAAGGAUGUGGUGUCACUGCCGGAUGGUCUAUCUGCCAAUGUCUUACCUUUAUGGGAAGAGGUUUGUUGGCCCAAUCACACCGACAGUUUUGUCUUUGAGGAAAGAACUUUUUAAUGUCCCCUACCAUGAAAUAGAUUGGAAUGAGGCACGCAACCAGUGUGCAAAGGAAGAUUUGUACUAUCCACACCCCCUCGUACAGGAUAUACUUUGGUCCUCUCUUCAUAUGGCUGUUGAGCCAAUCUUGCUGCGUUGGCCUGGGAAGAAGUUGAGAGAAAAGGCUCUUCGCACUGCAAUUGAGCACAUACACUAUGAAGAUGAGAACACUCGUUAUAUUUGCAUUGGACCUGUGAAUAAGGUUUUAAAUAUGCUUUGCUGUUGGGCAGAAGAUCCGAAUUCAGAGGCUUUCAAGUUACAUAUUCCAAGAAUCUAUGAUUACCUAUGGAUUGCUGAAGAUGGCAUGAAAAUGCAGGGGUAUAAUGGAAGCCAGGCAUGGGACACUUCUUUUUCUGUUCAAGCAAUUAUCGCAACCAACCUUAUAGAAGAAUUUGGUUCAAUUCUAAGAAAGGGACAUCAAUACAUAAAAGAUUCACAGGUUUUAGAAGAUUGUCCCGGUGAUCUUGACUAUUGGUAUCGCCACAUUUCAAAGGGUGCUUGGCCUUUCUCAACUGCUGAUCAUGGAUGGCCCAUCUCAGACUGCACUGCUGAAGGAUUGAAAGCUGUUCUAUCAUUGUCCAAAAUUCCAUCAGAAAUUGUUGGUGAACCACUAGAUACAAAGCGGCUUUAUGAUGCUGUCAAUGUCAUACUCUCAUUACAGAAUGGUGAUGGUGGCUUUGCAACAUAUGAGCUCACAAGAUCGUACAGUUGGUUGGAGUUGAUCAACCCUGCUGAAACCUUCGGUGACAUUGUAAUUGAUUAUCCGUAUGUUGAAUGUACCUCAGCUUCUAUUCAAGCUCUGGUAUCAUUUAAGAAAUUAUAUCCUAGUCAUCGGCGAGAAGAAAUAGAAAGCUGUAUCAAAAAAGCUGUUGAGUUUAUUGAAAAGAUACAAGCAUCUGAUGGUUCAUGGUAUGGUUCUUGGGGGGUUUGCUUCACUUAUGGUACAUGGUUUGGCGUAAAAGGGUUGGUGGCUGCUGGAAAAAAUUAUAACAAUAGUUCCAGCAUCCGGAAAGCUUGUGAUUUUCUGCUAUCAAAACAACUUGCUUCUGGUGGCUGGUCAGAGAGUUAUCUAUCAUGUCAAAACAAGGUGUACACAAAUCUUGAUGGUGAUAGGUCUCAUGUGGUUAAUACUGGAUGGGCCAUGUUGGCUCUUAUUGAUGCUGGCCAGGCUGAGAGAGACCCAACACCGUUGCACCGUGCAGCUAGACUUUUGAUAAAUUCUCAAAUGGAGAAUGGAGACUUUCCUCAAGAGGAAAUCAUGGGUGUCUUCAACCGGAACUGUAUGAUCACGUAUGCUGCAUACCGGAAUAUCUUCCCCAUCUGGGCAUUGGGUGAAUACCGCUGUCGUGUCUUGCAGGCUUCGUGAGCUAGCUCUGCCACUAAUUUGUGUGACAUUGUACCAAUGUAUUUCAGAUUCAGUUACUGUUUUUGUCAACUAAGCAUCGCGAAGUAACGAGCUGUAGACCGGAACAGAAAACUAAAGGGUGAAGAAAAAUAAAUUUUAGAACAAUUCAAGGACAACUUUCCUCUA
Malus domestica (apple) is the source of this 2266-nucleotide messenger RNA. NCBI's taxonomy places the organism in Eukaryota, Viridiplantae, Streptophyta, Magnoliopsida, Rosales, Rosaceae. The record is from RefSeq and is a predicted model, not a curated record.